GUCUUUUCAAAUUUCUACAAUGUGGGUCUUCAUCUUUUUCUGGCUACACUAUGCUGCUAGAAUAUGCAAUGGAGGUGUUACCAGCAGUUAUAUCAGAAAACCCCAAGCCUCACUCGACAUGCCUCUUGAACUUUUUCCUUCACCCCUUGGAUUCAAUGCACCAGAGCAGGUUCACAUAACACAAGGAGAUCGCGUAGGACGAAGCAUGAUAAUUUCAUGGGUGACCCCAAUAAAGCCAUAUCCAAAUGAAGUCACUUAUUGGGAAGACAUAAAUGGAAAACAUGGUCACAAACACAAGAUUAGUGCUAAAAUCACUUCUUACAGAUACUACAAUUACACUUCUGGUUUUAUUCAUCAUGCAACAGUCAGAAGGCUAAAGUACGACACGAAGUACAUUUACGAACUCGGAAAGCACAAUACGACUCGGAGAUUCCACUUCACGACUCCUCCUCAAGUUGGACCUGAUGUUCCAUACACCUUUGGUGUUAUGGGUGACUUGGGACAAACAUAUGACUCGAAUCAAACAUUCGAGCAUUAUGUGGCGAACCGAAAGGGUCAAGCAGUGCUGUUUCUUGGUGAUCUUUCAUAUGCAGACGAUUAUGAAUUCCAUGACAAUAGGAGGUGGGAUAGUUGGGCUAAAUUCGUCGAGAAGAGUGUUGCAUACCAGCCAUGGAUUUGGACAGCAGGAAAUCACGAACUCGACUAUGCCCCAGAGAUUGAGGAAAACACUCCAUUCAAGCCGUAUAUGCAUCGUUAUCACGUUCCUUACAAGGCGUCCCAGAGCACGUCUCCUCUUUGGUAUUCCAUUAAGCGUGCAUCGGCCUACAUAAUUGUACUGUCUUCUUAUUCGGCUUAUGGUACAUAUACUCCACAAUAUAACUGGCUUCAACAAGAAUUGCCAAAAGUGAACAGGGCUGAAACUCCAUGGCUCAUUGUUCUUCUUCAUUCUCCAUGGUAUAACAGUAAUAACUACCAUUACAUGGAAGGAGAAAGCAUGAGAGUCAUGUUUGAAUCUUGGUUUGUUCAGAACAAAGUCGAUCUCGUGUUUGCUGGACAUGUUCAUUCUUAUGAGCGCUCGGAAAGAAUAUCGAAUACCAAGUACAACAUAACAAACAAUUUGGGCACUCCAAUGAAAGAUGCUUCUGCCCCAGUGUACAUAACCAUUGGUGAUGGUGGAAACAUAGAAGGCCUUGCUAAUAACUUUUCAGAACCACAGCCAAGUUACUCAGCUUUUCGAGAAGCAAGUUUUGGGCAUGCAAUUCUUGAAAUAAAGAAUAGGACUCAUGCCUUCUACAGUUGGUACCGGAACCAUGAAAAUGAGCCAAUUGCAGCUGAUUCUACUUGGUUUUACAACAGAUAUUGGUAUCCGCAUGAAGAGCCAAGCUCCACCAAGAAUUAAAAAAGGGCUUUAAAUAAGUUGUUCUGCCAAAAGAAAAUGUAAUAAUAUUAUGCCUUCGCUAGUUUUUCUUUCUCCCUAACUCGUAGAAGUAGAAAUAGGAUGUUUUGAUUUGUCCUUGUAUUAAAACUUUGCAAGCAUUAUUUAUUAUUAUAAUGUUUUUACU
Messenger RNA from Olea europaea var. sylvestris, 1562 nucleotides. Its product is annotated as purple acid phosphatase 5-like. The transcript has 8 exons. NCBI's taxonomy places the organism in Eukaryota, Viridiplantae, Streptophyta, Magnoliopsida, Lamiales, Oleaceae. The coding region runs from base 20 to 1399 and encodes 459 amino acids. Gene Ontology annotation, molecular function: metal ion binding; acid phosphatase activity. The record is from RefSeq and is a predicted model, not a curated record.